Molecule: messenger RNA, 6624 nt
Organism: Actinia tenebrosa (Australian red waratah sea anemone)
Lineage: Eukaryota; Metazoa; Cnidaria; Anthozoa; Actiniaria; Actiniidae
Biological process (GO): protein dephosphorylation
Molecular function (GO): protein binding; protein tyrosine phosphatase activity
Source: RefSeq, a predicted model, not a curated record
AAACCACUAUCAGAUGGAGAAUUGGACGAGCGUAUCUCAAGCUUGCAACGCACCUCAAAAGAUUGACGGAGGAAGAGAGAGAGCAAGAAGAGCCAAAGAUGAAAAAGUCUAAGAUCAAAGAUGACGGUUUUGAUUGUGGGAAUGACGCUCUUGGCAUGCAGAAUAAUAUCACACCAGCUCACAAGAUUACAGCAUCUUCAGGGAUAGCGGGUGACCAGGCCAGACUAAACUACACUCAUGGACCACCGUGGUGUGCUAUGGGAAAUGAUGACAACCCUUAUUUACAGAUUGACUUAGGGACCCCCCACAUCAUCUGUGCUGUGUCAACACAGGGUGACCAUCAGAAGAAACAGUGGGUCAAGACUUUUCGGAUUAAUUAUUCUGAUGAUGGAAAGACUUAUCAACAAUACAAGGAUAACAGCAAUACACAACAGAUAUUUCAUGGUAACGUUGAUGGCUCAGGGAUCGUCAAGCAGAUUCUGUAUCACGGAAUCACUGCCAGAUAUCUACGUAUCCUACCCAUGAUGCACCACGGAGCUGUUUGUAUGAGAGCUGAGAUAUAUGGAAUACAAAUGCAAUCAGAAAACCUCGCAAUAUAUAAAAUAUCGAAGCAAUCUAGCACCAGUAAAAAUGGAAUUGCUUCAAGAGCUGUUGAUGGUAACCGUGAUGGUAAUUGGUUGAGUGGAUCCUGUACACUCUGUGAUCAAAGGCAUGAUAGGGAAUGGUGGCGUGUUGAUCUUGGUAAGAGUGUUGAAGUGGAAGAAGUUUCAGUGUUCACUAGGACACAUCCUCAAUGGGGUCUUCGCUUGUGGAAUACUACAUUCGAGCUUCGCAUUGGUGACUCUAGCGCUUCUCCAACGUCUAAUCCCACAUGUGGUGGUCAGUAUGGUAUAAUACCAGCAGGCAGUAUAACCAUCGUCUGUAGCCCACCAAUGAAAGGAAGAUAUGUCAGUAUAAGACAACUAGAACCGUAUCAUCAGCUUUCCUUGUGUGAGGUGGAGAUAUAUGGUCAUGAAAAUUCUGGUCUUAAAAUUAAUGUUGUUGAUAACAAAACUAACGAAACGGGAUGUGCGAAUGCGGCUCGUAAAGAUAAUAAGACCUGGUUGAUGAUUGAUCUGGACCAUAUUAUACCAGUGUACAAAAUCUACAUACAUACCUUGUUCAAAAUCCCUAACAUCAAGGAAGUCUUUCAGAUUCAAAUCGGAAAUAAUUACAAUAAAGGAGGUACUUUCAAUCCAAGUAUCAUUUAUGGCCAUCCUAAAAGUAAAGAUGGGUACCGUCAUUACAUUGUUUUAAGCCACAUCAUGAUUGGACGCUAUUUAACAAUCCAGGGUAGAGGCGUUCACAAAGGUUUAUGUAAAGUUGAGGUUUAUUCAAAAGCUCCGGUCUGCACAAGACAGGGUGUUGGUAUCUCGAACAAUCAAACCAUACCUGACAACAAGUUAACAGCAAGUUCUAUUCAUAGCACAACAAGGUCUGCACACAAAGCCAGACUUCUUGGUAACAGCUCCUGGAGACCAAGUGACAGAGAUGCCAACCCAUGGUUACAAGUAGACCUUGGCAAGAUUUAUUACCUGUGUGCUGUAGCUACACAAGGUGACCCGAACGGUGACGAGAGGACAAGAAAAUACAAAAUAAGCUGGAGCUUAAAUGGUACAUGGCAGUUUUUGAAAAACAAAACUUCGAAAGCUAUAAUGAUAUUUACAGGUAAUAGAGAUAGUAUUAGCAUCAUCAAGCAUACCUUCACUUCACCUCUUAAGGCCAAGAUGAUACGGUUCUAUCCUGUCGAGAAAAACAAGGCAAACGCCCUUAGAGUAGAAAUCUAUGGUGUAAACAUACAAGGUCCACAAACGCCUAGUCUUACCUACGACAGAGAGCUUGAUCCAAGAUUUGAAACACAUAUAGACUUGGUGUGUAGAGCUGAUGGAGGACUGAAUAUCAAAUGGUAUCAUAACGAUACAGACAUUACAAGUUACUCCAUCGGUACAGUAAGGACAGGAUCAAUACUCAUAUCCACACUACGUGUAAACUACACGUCAGCUGAUGAUAUUCUUGAAAACUACUUUUGUGGAAAAGCUUUUGACCGAAAUAAGAUUUGUAGCAGCCUGGAAUAUAUAUGUCAAGUUGAUUAUGGCUCGUACAGAAAGCUACAAGCACGUCGAAGUGUCACAACAGUUGUAUUAGGUGUUCUCGAUCCACCUAUCGUCCAAAUAAAACCAUCUUCACGCUCAGCCCUUGUAAUGAUAAUACCUAAUAUAACCGCAGACCAAGGGAACAUCACAAAGUAUUCAAUUGACCUCGAUUGGCACAAGAGAUACCUAACAAAUCUAAGUACUUAUCACCUAACAGACUUGAAACCCUAUACUAACUAUACAGUAAGGGUAAUGGUUUCAAGUCAGAUUGGGAAAAGUGAAUGGAGCAAGACAGUGACGUUUACAACACUACAAGCAGAACCAUCGGCUGCCCCAGAAAACGUAACAGCUACAGAGAUUGCAAGUGGCAAGUUUAAUAUAUUUUGGAAUGAAAUACCUCAAGAUGAUGCUAAUGGAAAAAUAGUGGCCUACGAGGUCAAAUGGAAGCCUGUGAAGUUGCGACGCAAGCGAUCUCCGUUAACAUCUUCGCAAGCAAAUAAUGCUACCAAAUCUCCCCACGUGUUGGACAACCUGACGUAUCAUGUGACGUAUAGCGUCAGUAUUCGAGGGUACACAGUGGCUGGUCCAGGCCCAUUUAGCAUACCAAUAACUAUAAGAGGCCAUAGAGGGACGGGUACUGACUUAAAGGAUGGACCAGUGUCAUUUCUGUUGAUCAUUACCGUUGCUGCUAGCGUAGUCGCAGCUGUCAUAAUAAUAGUAACAUCGAUAGUCAUCAUAGUUUUGAUAAAAAGGCAUAAAAAUCCAAAGGUGAAGCGAGUGCAUUAUGCAGCCCGUGCUUCGCAACUCAACGCUCAAGUAUCGAUGAUUGAGGAUAACGAAGAAAAAGAUGAGCAAAGUGAAAAUAACAAAGAGGAGAUUGAAGAUGCCACAUCAUCUGGUGUUAAAUAUGGCAACUCGUUGAGUCACGAAGCAACGUUAACAAAUCGCUCUUUCACUGUCAACCAGUUCAUACAGUGCAUGCGGAAAGUUCCAAAGGAGAAAAACCAGAUACUGACGAAAGAAUUUCAGAACAUGGGAAAUGGUCUGCAGUUUCCAUCGCUCGUUGCUAGGAAAGCAGCUAACAAAACUAAAAAUCGAUAUGGCAACAUUGUACCUUACGACCACUCUCGAGUCGUUCUGGAGAAAGUUGAAGAAGAUGAAGACUCGGAUUACAUUAAUGCCAGCUACAUCCGGGGAUAUGAAGGAAGACAUAUUUCUUACAUUGCUUCUCAAGGUCCUGUUGAACGGAGUGUGGUAGAUUUUUGGCGCAUGAUUUGGCAAGAAAAGACAUCAGUGAUCGUCAUGUUAACAGAUCUAAUAGAAGGAAGUAAGACCAAAUGUAAGAAAUAUUGGCCAGAAGAUUGUGAAAAAUACUUCGACAUAUCUGUUCAACUGCAAAAGACUGAAAUAUUUGCUGAUUACUCGAUUCGUUCUUUCUACUUGACAAAGACCAGAUCAACUGAGCAGCGUUGUGUUUUCCAAUAUCAUUUCACUGCAUGGCCUGAUAAGGAUGUCCCUCAUUAUGCAACACAAUUAUUAGCCUUCAGAAGGCGUCUCGUGUCAGACACAGCCAUGGUGUCUCCUUGGGUUGUUCACUGCAGUGCCGGAGUCGGACGAACUGGAACUUUUCUUGCUGUGGACGCCAUGUUAAGACAAGCAGAAGAAAAGAAAACCUUGGAUAUUUUCAACUACGUUAAAACGAUGAGAGAAAAUAGACCAUAUAUGGUGCAAACAACGGAACAGUACAUUUUUGUACACACUGCAAUUCACGAGUUUCUAACAUGCGGAAUCACAGAAAUAGAAGCAUUGCAACUGAGAGAAGAAAUGGAAAAACUUGUCAAAACUGACGAAAAGGAAAACCUUUCUGGAUACGAGAUGGAAUUCAAGCACCUUUCGCAUGUGUGCCCUCUUGUCCAAGACGAUGAAAUGACAGAUGGAAACAAACCUUGUAAUAACAGGAAAAACAGGUUUUCAAACAUCUUGCCAUUGGAUAAAGCAAGGGUAUUCGUACAGGUUUACACUGAUGAGGAAGGAGCCAAUUACAUCAAUGCUUCUUAUGCAAAUGGAUACAGACAUAAGAACGCUUACAUUUUGACCCAGGCUCCUCUCGACACCACCAUCGCUGAUUUUUGGAGAAUGAUCUACGACAAUAAACUUGGAACUAUUGUUAUGCUGAAUAACUUACAAGAGGGGAAUGUGAACUACCCAAAGUAUUGGCCCCAAGAAGUAUCACAACAGUAUGGUGACAUCAUAGUUGAUACCAUAAAAGAAGAAGAAAAGACUUCUGUAACUUUGCGCACAUUUACCUUGACAAGUGAAUCGUGUGGUUCUGACGGUGUCCAUGAAGUAAGACACUAUCAGCACACAGAUUGGAGUGAUGGGUCUGUGCCAAGUAAUGUUAGAACUGUGUUGGAUCUUAUUGAAAUGUUGCAAUGGUCACAACAGCAGUCAGGCAAUAAAUCUAUCGUUGUUCAAUGCAGUGAUGGUGUUGGUCGUAGUGGUACGUUGUGCACAAUCCUGUCUCUACUCGACCGUGUCAAAACCGAACAAAUGGUCGAUGUCUUCCAGACUGUGAAAGCACUGAGAAUAUCGAGACCUGGAGCCGUGGAAACUGCGACACAAUACCAGUUCUGUUUUCAGGUGGUGAUGGAUUACGUGGAAUCCUUCAGCGAGUAUUCAAACUUCGAUGGCUAAAAUAAGUGCUUGAAGACCUCCUAAACUGGACGCUAAGAUAAGACAUUAUUCAGCCAGACACAUGUCAUUCCCUAGAGUAUAAUUUCUUUGCAAACGGUUGCGCAUGAUAACAUACAUGUAUAUCUACGGAUAGAAAGUUGAGAUGACUCUAAAAGCGGGCGUAGAAGACUAAAAUCGAUCGAGGCUAAGACUAAACAAAUGCGAACUUGAAAUGAGAGUAUUGGACACCGACUUAUUCUAACACCUAAUUUCAAUAACUUAUAUGAGUUUAACUUAGUGAAAAUAGUCUAUCCAUAAUCUCUCGUUAGAAACGCAGGAUCGUGUUCACCUCACUACUGUAGCAUCCUCGGAUCUUUUUUUUUAUAACAAUAUAUUUGUAGGCUAACCAAACUUCGUUAGAGUAAUUUUAUUUCAACCCGUGAAAUAGCUGAAUAUCAUCUCGCACAACAGAGACUAAGACUGAACAAAGAGAAUAAACUGGAUUAUUGAUUAUCUGAAAUAAUUGGACAGCAAGACGUAAACAAAGCUCCGCGGCAGCUACUGCUGUCUUUUUCAGGUCACCUGGUCACAUUAAGAUAAUAACACCAACACGCAAAGUCUAAAACACUCUCCUAACCAAGACACAUAGCUCACGCAAAUAUAAAUAUUAGCAAAAAGAAAACUCUCAAACACUAAAAAAGAAAAAUAUACAAUGACAUGUCACAAAAUAUGGUCAUGUUAUAUGUUUUAGAACGCGGUUUUUCUUGUUGUUAGGCUUAGCCAAGGUUGGAUUAAAUCCAGCAUGGAUCUUAAAAGCACCAGAUUAGUCCAGCAGAAUCGUAGGGAUUUGCCGUAAAUCUACAGUUAAUAAUUUACUACUAACAAAAUACAUUAUAUACUUUAAAAUCGUUUUCUGGCAUUCACAGUCGUAGCGUCUCAACAACAUAUAGUAUUAAUCAUAAGCUGGUUCAUUAAUAUAACCAUUAAUAAUAAUAAUAAUAAUGAUGAUAAUAAUAAUAAUAAUAAUAAUAAUAUGUGUGUGUGUGUGUAUAUAUAGUUUUUCAUAGACUGUGAGUCACGUGGAAAAAGUUUAGUUUGGUACUAAUAAUACAUUGUACAUAACUUCUGAUUAAGAAAGAAAAUUUUUCAAAGACAAUUAUAAACGGUAAAGAUUGGACACUUCUAGGAGCAGCAAAAAAUAAAAGCGAUGCUAUUUUGGGGUUCAGUGAAAGGCACUUGCAUGCUCAUAAAGUGGCGGGAAAAAACCAGACGCGUUUGCCAAGUGAACCCGUUAAUAUUGAUAAGGAAAUUUGUAAAAAUUAUACUCUCUGUUUUUCCUUAUCAUAACUAUGUUGAAUUUUGGCUAUCUUGCUAAACCAUGUAGACAUAAUACCCGUUAGACUUUAUCAUUUUAUCGAUAGGUUCAUAAAUACUUUUACAAAUUUACUACCUAAUAAAGUGUUGACAAAUGCUCAUGAUAACUUGGAUACGGCUUAUAUUUUUGAAACUGGCCAAGCAGUUUUUAUUUCUAAAAACUUUUUUAUGCAGAAAAAUAAAAAAUGUUUGUAAUACAUGAGCUUUUUCAAAUGAUAUUUAGAAAAACGAAGAUGUAGACAUCGUCGAUUUAAACAAUGACACAAACAAAACACUUAUAUCCGUUACUCAUUAUUUGUAUAUUCCAGCAAAAAACCACCAAUUACACAACGUACUAGCACUAUACAAUUAUUCAUAACUGGUGAAGAUGACCUUGGUUYUUCAUGACAAGAUUUGUUGUUUCUUUUAAUAGAGUUUGUUGAUAAAUAAAAGUGUUUCUAUCGUA